This is a messenger RNA of Zalophus californianus (California sea lion), 3544 nucleotides long. It is a transcript of the gene TTC7B, whose product is annotated as tetratricopeptide repeat domain 7B. Gene Ontology annotation, cellular component: plasma membrane. The record is from RefSeq and is a predicted model, not a curated record. The coding region runs from base 35 to 2776 and encodes 913 amino acids. The transcript has 22 exons. NCBI's taxonomy places the organism in Eukaryota, Metazoa, Chordata, Mammalia, Carnivora, Otariidae. Gene Ontology annotation, molecular function: protein binding. Gene Ontology annotation, biological process: phosphatidylinositol phosphate biosynthetic process; protein localization to plasma membrane.
GGCGGGCGGGCGGGGUGGGCCCGGCCAGGCCGCGAUGGCGACCAGGAAGGCGGGCUCGCGCCUCGAGACGGAGAUCGAGCGCUGCCGCUCCGAGUGCCAGUGGGAGCGGAUCCCCGAGCUCGUCAAGCAGCUGUCGGCCAAGCUCAUCGCCAACGAUGACAUGGCAGAGCUUCUCCUCGGGGAGUCAAAGCUGGAGCAGUCCCUGAAGGAACACCCCCUGCGGCAGGGGGCCAGUCCCCGAGGCCCCAGGCCCCAGCUGACCGAGGUCCGCAAGCAUCUGACCGCCGCCCUGGACCGCGGGAACCUAAAGUCAGAGUUCCUACAAGAAUCCAAUCUGAUCAUGGCCAAGUUGAAUUAUGUGGAAGGAGAUUAUAAGGAGGCUCUCAACAUCUAUGCCCGGGUGGGCCUCGAUGACCUGCCGCUGACAGCCGUCCCUCCCUACAGGCUGCGCAUGAUUGCGGAAGCCUACGCCACCAAAGGACUUUGUUUAGAGAAGCUGCCUGUUUCCUCUUCUACCAGUAACCUCCACGUGGACCGGGAACAGGAUGUUAUCACCUGUUACGAGAAAGCAGGGGACAUUGCGCUCCUGUACCUCCAAGAGAUAGAAAGGGUAAUACUUACCAAUAUUCAAAACAGAAGCCCUAAGCCUGGCCCUGCUCCCCACGAUCAAGAACUAGGUUUUUUCCUAGAAACAGGACUUCAGAGAGCCCAUGUCCUCUAUUUCAAAAAUGGGAACUUGACGAGAGGAGUUGGGAGAUUUAGAGAGAUCCUCAGAGCCGUAGAAACAAGAACAACGCAAAACCUGCGAAUGACGAUAGCCCGGCAAUUGGCGGAGAUUUUGUUGCGGGGUAUGUGUGAACAGAGCUACUGGAACCCUCUGGAGGACCCACCCUGCCAGUCACCUCUGGACGAUCCUCUCCGGAAAGGAGCAAACACAAAAACCUACAUCCUCACUCGGAAAGCCCGCGUCUACUCAGGAGAGAACAUUUUUUGUCCUCAAGAAAAUACUGAAGAAGCCCUGUUGUUACUGCUGAUUAGUGAAUCGAUGGCCAACCGGGACGCUGUGCUGAGCAGAAUACCCGAGCACAAGAGUGACCGCCUCAUCAGCUUGCAGAGUGCAUCUGUGGUCUAUGAUUUACUGACCAUUGCCCUUGGAAGAAGAGGCCAGUAUGAGAUGCUGUCGGAGUGCUUGGAAAGAGCCAUGAAGUUUGCCUUCGAGGAGUUCCAGCUCUGGUACCAGUUUGCUCUGUCUCUCAUGGCCGCGGGAAAAUCUGCACGGGCCGUGAAGGUGCUGAAAGAGUGUAUCCGUCUGAAGCCCGACGACGCCACCAUCCCGCUCCUCGCCGCGAAGCUGUGCAUGGGGUCUCUUCACUGGUUGGAAGAGGCUGAGAAGUUUGCCAAAACCGUCGUGGAUGCGGGAGAGAAAACGUCAGAGUUCAAGGCCAAAGGCUACUUAGCUCUGGGGCUCACGUACAGUCUGCAGGCCACUGACGCUUCUUUGCGAGGGAUGCAGGAGGUCCUACAGAGAAAGGCGCUUCUUGCAUUUCAGAGGGCCCACAGCCUGUCACCUACAGAUCACCAAGCAGCUUUCUACCUGGCUCUGCAGCUUGCCAUCUCCAGACAGAUCCCAGAGGCUCUGGGGUACGUCCGCCAAGCUCUUCAACUUCAAGGUGAUGACGCCAACUCCCUGCACCUUCUUGCCCUCUUACUCUCUGCACAAAAGCAUUACCACGAUGCUCUGAAUAUCAUUGACAUGGCCCUCAGUGAAUAUCCGGAGAAUUUUAUACUACUGUUUUCCAAAGUGAAGUUGGAGUCACUCUGCCGGGGCCCGGAUGAGGCGCUCCUCACUUGUAAGCACAUGUUACAAAUAUGGAAAUCCUGCUACAACCUUACCAAUCCCAGUGAUUCUGGACGUGGGAGCAGCCUCUUAGAUAGAACCAUUGCUGACAGACGACAGCUUAACACAAUUACUUUGCCAGACUUCAGCGAUCCCGAGACAGUGUCAGAUUCCUCCUCCUCUUCUCUUUCAAGAACCGAAUCUCCUCUCCACCUGUUUGUGUCUCCUCAUCUCCAUUCUCAUCCCAAACCUGACAUCUUUGUGUGGCCCCCUGCGGCUCAUUCAUUCAAUGACCCAGGUCCCCGCCAGGAACCCUCUCUGUGCAACUCUCCAGAAGUAUACUUUCAUGGUUUUCCCUCCCUUUUUUCAGUUAGCUCUGUCCACGCCACGUCCGUGGCAGCCUCCAGAGUGGAGCAGGCACUGUCAGAAGUGGCUUCGUCUCUGCAGAGCAGCGCCCCCAAGCAGGGCCCACUACACCCCUGGAUGACGCUGGCGCAGAUCUGGCUCCAUGCAGCUGAAGUCUACAUUGGCAUCGGGAAGCCUGCAGAAGCCACAGCCUGUACUCAGGAAGCUGCCAACCUCUUCCCGAUGUCCCACAACGUCCUGUACAUGCGCGGCCAGGUUGCUGAGCUCCGGGGGAACCUAGAUGAAGCCCGGCGGUGGUACGAAGAAGCCUUAUCCAUCAGCCCCACGCACGUGAAGAGCAUGCAGCGACUGGCCCUGAUCCUUCAUCAGCUGGGCCGCUACAGUCUAGCAGAGAAGAUCCUCCGGGAUGCGGUGCAGGUGAACUCGACAGCCCAUGAGGUGUGGAACGGGCUGGGCGAGGUCCUGCAAGCCCAGGGCAACGACGCAGCAGCCACCGAGUGCUUCCUGACGGCCCUGGAGCUGGAGGCCAGCAGCCCCGCCGUGCCCUUCACCAUCAUCCCCCGGGUGCUCUGAGCAGGCGCCUGCCAGCCUCACUGCUGCUCAGGCCCCCAGGGCCCCACCUGGGGCCCCGCCCCCCCAUCCCCCCCCCCCCCCCCCCCCGCCGCACCGAGGCCACGGAUGGACGUGUGACUGACCACACUGCACUAACGGAACGAGCCCCAGUUCAUCGCUCUCCCCACACGCAUUUCUGUUACUGUUUUGGCCAGCCCGAUGAUAGUUUUUGAACCUACUGAACAUUGUUCAAAAUGGAUUAUGUGCCAUAUUUUGUUAGUCGACAUCUGCGUUUUAAAGUCAAAUGAUAAUGGACUUAAUCAGCAAAUGUAGAAGAAUAUAUCCAAAGUUAAAAUUCAGUGGCAGAGCAGAUUAUUUUUAUCAGAGCUGUAAAGAAAACUCUCCUUCCCCUACCACUCCUGCCCCAACCUCGGCCCGGAAACCAAAUGUGAAUUUCCUGUUUCCCACCUCAGUGCUAGUCCAAGCCAGGACACCAGCUGACGAUUUCUUGGUUUCGUUGUCAAUAAUUGUACCGUGUGAAUUCCUGUCCUCACUUAGAGCAAAGCCUGAGUUGGAGAAUGUUUCUAUUUCACCAAUAUAUGCCUGUUACAAGAGAAGGAAAUAGGAGCUAUUUAAGUUUAACUUUUUUAUGUGAAUUCAGAGUUUAUUUAUCGAUGGAAAUAUGUACAAAGAAGCUUCAAAUGGAAUAUUUACCGACAUUCCUUAUACAUGACAGACACUUGGCUAAAUGGGAAGAUGAUGUUAAUAAUAAAAUGAUUUUUAAAUGGA